AUGGAGUGAAAAAGUUACGCAAUCAGCGCAGAAACCAGGGCCAGCACAGACCACCAGUGUGCUGCAAAAUUGAAGAAACUGGUUGAGAUAGGAGCUAUACUUGGGGUUUGGAUUUGGUUUUUAUACAUUGGAGUUGGAAAAACUCAUUCCAGACCACCUGCUCCUCAAUGCAUGUUUUAUAGUUGAACCUUCAAUUUGGCUUCCAUUUGCGCAACGUCAUGAAGGGUGACAAAGUGCAGCAGAUGAAGGUAGAGGCCUCCAAUGGACAGGGUAUACCUUUGGACACUGUAGUCAGUCCAGAAGAGGACAUGACAGAAAGGGGGCAAUGGGGAAACAAGCUGGAAUUUAUUUUGUCUGUGGCUGGAGAAAUUAUCGGGCUGGGCAAUGUGUGGCGUUUCCCUUAUCUUUGUUACAAGAAUGGAGGAGGUGCUUUCUUCAUCCCGUAUCUCAUCUUCCUGUUUACUUGUGGCAUCCCUGUGUUCUUCUUGGAGACCGCGCUUGGACAAUACACAAGUGAAGGUGGUGUUACAGCCUGGAGGAAGAUCUGCCCUUUAUUUGAAGGAGUUGGUUAUGCCACUCAGGUGAUUGUGGCCCUGCUGAACAUAUACUACAUUAUCGUGUUAGCCUGGGCCAUCUUUUAUCUGUCCAACUCAUUCACCUGGGACCUGCCGUGGGCCUCCUGCAAAAACACCUGGAACACGGGUUCCUGUGUGACGUUUCAGAGAAGGAACAGCUCCAUUACUCCCUACGAGAAUGCUACCUCCCCGGUCAUGGAAUUCUGGGAACGCAGGGUGCUUAGAAUUUCGUCAGGGAUCGAUCAAAUUGGUUCUUUAAACUGGGACUUGGUGAUCUGUCUGGCCAUUGCCUGGGUCAUCUGCUACUUCUGCAUUUGGAAAGGAGUCAAAUCCACUGGCAAGGUGGUUUACUUCACAGCCACGUUCCCAUAUAUGAUGUUAGUGAUCCUGCUGAUUCGAGGGGUCACCUUGCCAGGAGCAUCCAGGGGGAUCUACUUCUACCUCUACCCUGAUGUGGGGCGUCUUUCUGACCCACAGGUUUGGAUGGAUGCUGGCACUCAGAUCUUCUUCUCCUAUGCCAUUUGCCUGGGCUGUCUUACUGCACUGGGAAGUUAUAACAAAUAUAACAACAACUGCUACAGGGACUGUUUGUCUCUGUGCUUCCUGAACAGCGGCACCAGUUUUGUGGCAGGCUUUGCCAUUUUCUCUAUUUUGGGAUUCAUGUCUUAUGAACAGAACGUUCCAAUCUCAGAGGUGGCAGAAUCUGGUCCAGGUUUAGCAUUCAUCGCGUAUCCACGUGCUGUGUCCAUGAUGCCUUUCUCUCCUCUGUGGGCCUGUUGCUUCUUCGUCAUGAUUGUCUUUUUGGGACUGGAUAGUCAAUUCGUGUGUGUGGAAAGCCUGGUGACGGCCAUGGUGGACAUGUAUCCGUCCACUUUCCGACGCAAACACCGCAGGGAGCUUUUUAUCCUGGUUGUGGCUGUUCUUUCCUUUCUUAUGGGACUGAUUUUGCUCACUGAGGGAGGAAUGUACGUUUUCCAGCUUUUUGACUAUUACGCAGCCAGCGGGAUGUGUCUACUCUUUGUAGCCAUUUUUGAGACAGUUUGCAUUGCGUGGGUUUAUGGUGCAGACAAGUUCUAUGACAACAUAGAAGACAUGAUUGGUUAUCGUCCAGGCCCUGUUAUUAAAUAUUGCUGGCUGUUUUUCACCCCUGCCACCUGCUUUGGUACCUUUGCCUUUGCCUUGAUUAAAUACACCCCAUUAAAAUACAACAAUGAAUACGUGUACCCUUGGUGGGGCUACGGAAUUGGCUGGAUCCUCGCCCUGUCUUCCAUGCUGUGUAUUCCGCUUUGGGUGGCAAUUAAACUUUAUUAUACCCCUGGGACACUACGACAGCGCCUCGUUCUCUUGACCACCCCUGCCGAUGAUUUGCCCCAGUGUGAACGCAAACGGGAGGAUUUUAUAUCUGAUGACCUCUAUCAGAAGACGCCUCUGAGCAAGGAAGGCUACUCGCCCGUCCACCAACUGGAGUCCCAUUGCUAGAGACUGCAAGGUCAAGGUUCAGCCUGUGAACACCCAAACACUCAAUGCCGUACCUCAUCAAGGCUACGGACUCCUGGGAGUCACUUGAAUAGUUGUUGCUGAUCUGGUGCUCAUUGACAUUGUGAAUGCUUUCAAUAUACUGGGUGAUUGUAUUAUUUUGAUCUAUGCAAGCAUCCCAUUGCCAACGGUAGAGUCAAAUCUGAACAUUAUUUUGACAAAGUGUUACAAAACAAAACCUUUUCCGUUAUAGUGUUUAGAUCCAUUUUUUACAUAAUAAAUGUGUACUAUGUUGUGUUUAAUGUUUUAAACAUAAUAAUUUUAUAACUCAUUAAA
Corythoichthys intestinalis (scribbled pipefish) is the source of this 2387-nucleotide messenger RNA. It is a transcript of the gene slc6a13, whose product is annotated as solute carrier family 6 member 13. Bases 219 to 2054 code for a protein of 611 amino acids. Gene Ontology annotation, cellular component: plasma membrane. The transcript has 15 exons. Gene Ontology annotation, biological process: sodium ion transmembrane transport. NCBI's taxonomy places the organism in Eukaryota, Metazoa, Chordata, Actinopteri, Syngnathiformes, Syngnathidae. Gene Ontology annotation, molecular function: gamma-aminobutyric acid:sodium:chloride symporter activity. The record is from RefSeq and is a predicted model, not a curated record.